AUGGGCGAGCACAACCUCCUCAAUAGUGGGUUUGUGGGACCUUUGGUGAACAUCCACACUGGAGACGCGUUUUACCUCCACAACUUCCGGUCAUCUGCGGCUCUUCCUUCCCUCCCUUACGCGAGACGGGACAAUGUUUGGACUCAACCGGAGCCGUGCAACGGAUACAUGCAGCCGUUUUUUGGCAACCCGGUGUCCCUAAACCCCACGUUUAACCGAGCGUGCGAGAUUGCGCGACAGGAAGAGAGCAAAUGCUUUUACAGUGGAAGUGGAGGUGGAGGAGGUAACAUCCGGGAGAACUGUGCCAACGUUAAACGAGAUGACAGGGCGAGAGACGACUCCUCUGUGUCCGCAGUGAGAGAGCACGGACUGGCAGAUGCUAGCAUGAUGAGCUACGGAUAUGUUGUAGACCAACUGAACCAGAAUCCUCCAUCCUGUCACUCCAUGCAAUCGGAAUCUGGGUCAUCGCACCACGAAACAGAAAAAGGGUCGUGCAACAUCGCUCAUUCCAUAGCAUCUCAUGCAUGCAGCACAACCCAAGGUGGAGGUACUCCAUGGUACCCGGCGCACGCACGGAACCGCAAGAAGCGAAAGCCCUAUUCCAAAUUGCAGCUGGCCGAGCUCGAGACCGAGUUCAUGCUCAAUGAAUUCAUAACGCGGCAACGGAGGAAGGAGCUUUCGGAUCGACUAAAUUUGUCCGACCAACAAGUGAAGAUCUGGUUUCAAAAUCGACGCAUGAAGAAGAAAAGACUGAUGCUAAGAGAGCAGGCUUUGUCUUUCUUUUAGUAAAAAAUAAUAAUAAUAACAAGGGGGGAAACCGCAAAGAGCAACUAAGCAUACAAACAAACAAAUCCAAAUUAAAUAACUCUUACAGUAUAAAACUGACACCAGUGGUGUUCGUUUCUGCUCACGUGAGUUCAUUAAAAUACUGAAAGGGGUUAAUAAAGCACCGUGGGAAAAGUGUAAAUUCCGUUAUGUUGGCUAAGUAUUACGAUCCCGGGUGCUGGAUUAUAAACUACAGCGCUCGUAACUUGCAAAGUAUUUCAGUGUUGAAUUGCCUCCUCUAAUAUUACAUUAUUAUUUGGCCAAAAGUGAGAACUGUUAGCCUUCCAUUUAAAACAUAAAUUUUAGACUAGAAUUAGACUGGAAUGGACUCAGAUUUGAUCAACAGAUUUAGUAAACGUCUUACUCGAAGAUAUAUAGAUCCCUCAACUACAACUGAGUGUUUUUUCUACCAGGUUCCAAAUAUAAACUUUUUUUUACCUAAGCAUAUAAAUUCAAAGAAUUCACAAAAAUGUAAUUAUA
Clarias gariepinus (North African catfish) is the source of this 1305-nucleotide messenger RNA. RefSeq names its product homeobox C12b (gene hoxc12b). Gene Ontology annotation, molecular function: DNA-binding transcription factor activity, RNA polymerase II-specific; sequence-specific double-stranded DNA binding. Gene Ontology annotation, biological process: regulation of DNA-templated transcription. NCBI's taxonomy places the organism in Eukaryota, Metazoa, Chordata, Actinopteri, Siluriformes, Clariidae. The record is from RefSeq and is a predicted model, not a curated record. Bases 1 to 786 code for a protein of 261 amino acids. The transcript has 2 exons.